CGCGCCGGCCGCGCUCCUGGCGCUCCACGCUGCGGCCGCUCGGAGCAAUGAUUAACCCGGCGGGGCGGCCGGCGCGGGGCCCGGGGCGGAGGCGCGGGCCCGGGGCGGGACCCCGCAGGGCCGCUCGGCUUCCUGCUCUCGCCCAAGUUUCCUCGUAGAGGCGCGGCGCCGGCAGGGGCCCGCGGCACGGCGUGGCGUAGGGCGCGGCGCCGGCCUCCGGGUCACCAUGAGGACUCUCCGCAGGUUGAAGUUCAUGAGUUCGCCCAGCCUCAGUGACCUGGGCAAGAGAGAGCCGGCCGCCGCCGCCGCGGACGAGCGGGGCACGCAGCAGCGCCGGGCCUGCGCCAACGCCACCUGGAACAGCAUCCACAACGGGGUGAUUGCCGUCUUCCAGCGCAAGGGGCUGCCCGACCAGGAGCUCUUCAGCCUCAACGAAGGCGUCCGGCAGCUGCUGAAGACAGAGCUGGGGUCCUUCUUCACCGAGUACCUACAGAACCAGCUGCUGACGAAGGGCAUGGUCAUCCUGCGGGACAAGAUCCGCUUCUAUGAGGGACAGAGGCUGCUGGACUCGCUGGCGGAGACCUGGGACUUCUUCUUCAGCGACGUGCUGCCCACCCUGCAGGCCGUGUUCUACCCGGUGCAGGGCAAGGAGCCAUCGGUGCGCCAGCUGGCCCUGCUGCAUUUCCGGAACACCAUCACCCUCAGCGUGAAGCUGGAGGAUGCACUGGCCCGCACCCACGCCCGCGUGCCCCCCGCCAUCGUCCAGAUGCUGCUGGUGCUACAGGGGGUGCACGAGUCCCGGGGCGUGACCAAGGACUACCUCCGCCUGGAGACGCUGAUCCAGAAGGUGGUGUCGCCCUACCUGGGCACCUACGGUCUCUAUUCCAGCGAAGGCCCCUUCACACACUCCUGCAUCCUGGAGAAGCACUUCCUGCGCCGCUCCCGCUCGGGGGACGUCCUGGCCAAGAACCCGGUGGUGCGCUCCAAGAGCUACAACACGCCGCUGCUGAACCCCGUGGCCGAGCAUGAGGCUGAGGGCGCGGCGGCCGGCGGCCCGGGCAUCCGCAGGCACUCGGUCUCUGAGAUGACGUCCUGCCCCGAGCCCCAGGGCUUUGCUGACACGCCCGGCCAGGGCCCCACUGGGGCCUUCAGACCGUCCCCGGCCCCGCAGUUGGGGCCCUGCCCCAGCAGACUGUACCCCCCCACGCAGCCCCCCGAGCCCGGCUCAGGUGCAGCCCACAGCUCCCCGCCCUCCUCCAGCCCCGAGAACCUCGUGGACCAGAUCCUGGAGUCAGUGGACUCAGAUUCCGAAGGCAUCUUUAUUGACUUUGGCCGGGGUGGCGGCUCGGGCACAGCUGAGUUUGGGGGGGCCGGGGGGCGGCAGAGCGUCGUGUGAGGGCUCAUGUUUUUACUGACCCCGUGUGUGUGCCCGUGUGGUGCGCGUGUGCGAGUUUUUUACUCCGUCCUGUCUGUCCCCUGUGGCCUCAGCCUCGUGGGCAUCCCCGAGUCCUUGUUGGGAUAACGUUGACCCCCGACUUCCCCAGCACGGCUCCGUCCUGGGGCAUCUGCGUCCGAGGCUCCCCCUGCCUCGCGCAGGUCACCAGGUGCACGAGGCAACCUCAUGUGCGUGGAACAGGUGUCGCCACUCACGCCACCCCCGGCCCUCCAAUGUCCACACCCACGGAGACUGUGAAUCCCGGGGCUCGGCCAGGCCCCCAGAAGGACCCCCAGAGCAUUGGGGGUCAGUAGCAGACCUGCCGUCCCCUUCCCCGCUCGCCUCAGGCCACAGUGCCACCUCCUGUGUGUGGCUGUCCCAGCCCCUCCAAGCGGCCUGUGCUCGUUCUGCCUGGGGUGGCUGUGGCAGGGAGAGGGUGGAAUAAAACAUGUCU
Messenger RNA from Equus quagga, 1889 nucleotides. It is a transcript of the gene PRR5, whose product is annotated as proline rich 5. The coding region runs from base 227 to 1396 and encodes 389 amino acids. NCBI's taxonomy places the organism in Eukaryota, Metazoa, Chordata, Mammalia, Perissodactyla, Equidae. Gene Ontology annotation, biological process: TORC2 signaling. The transcript is spliced from 8 exons. The record is from RefSeq and is a predicted model, not a curated record. Gene Ontology annotation, cellular component: TORC2 complex.